Linum tenue is the source of this 369-nucleotide messenger RNA. The record is from the annotation of a GenBank genome assembly. Lineage: Eukaryota; Viridiplantae; Streptophyta; Magnoliopsida; Malpighiales; Linaceae.
AUGGCGCAACCCACCGUCCAGCUCCAGCACACGGUUCGCGUGGUGAACCAGCUGAGCAGCGGGGUGCUGGCGGCGCACUGCAGAUCCAAAGACGACGACAUGGGCAUCCACCGCCUCGACGUCGGGGGAGUGUUCAAGUGGAGCUUCUGGCCCAACUGGCCGCCACGUGUCUUCGGGUACACGUUUUUCUGGUGCGACCUGUCGGCGGACGGCAGGGGAACGCUCAAGUUCGACGCGUACGAUGGGGAGAACCCAGAUACCAGCAUGACCGGCCGCUGGGAAGUUAGGGACGACGGGGUUCACACCGUCAGCGGUUCCGGCGGCGGUUACUUUCGUCAUCACUUCAGGGUUCCCUGGAGGAAACCGUGA